Pseudocercospora fijiensis CIRAD86 is the source of this 2001-nucleotide messenger RNA. Its product is annotated as actin regulatory protein. The record is from RefSeq and is a predicted model, not a curated record. The coding region runs from base 1 to 2001 and encodes 666 amino acids. NCBI's taxonomy places the organism in Eukaryota, Fungi, Ascomycota, Dothideomycetes, Mycosphaerellales, Mycosphaerellaceae. The transcript has 3 exons.
AUGGCCGAAGAACCACGCGCAACUAGUAUAGCAGAGCGCAUCGCAGCCCUGAAGCUGCAGUCUGCUGGCAACAUCCCUGUGAACAAUAAUGUACCUCCUGCCGCAAAUAAAUCGAGCACUGCAUCAAGCACACAGAGACCAAGACCACCACCUCCUCCUAGGCCGAAUGGAGCGAAUGGAGCGAAUGGAGCAACAAAUCGGCCACCAUUGCCUUCCAGAACUUCUACACAACCUGCAGUCUCGCCUCCGCCUUUGCCAAACAGGGCUCCGUCAGAUCGGCCGUCUCCAGCAUUGCCGCCAAGGAGACCAUCAGAAGCACCAUCUCAAACAGAAUAUGACCGUAGCCGCAGAGGAUCUACAGAUUCUCAAAGCUCUGUUGCCACUACGCGCUCAUCUGUAUCUGGAUAUUCGAACGCCACCUCCUACACUUCACAAGGUGGUGGUAGAAUACGAGCUCCCGAGUACGACCCUUCAGCGCUUCCUGCUUUGCCUCCCAAAAGGACCAAGGAAGAAAAGGAAGCCGCUGAUAGAAAGUAUAAUGGCAUGCGACCUGCUUUGAGGCCCUCAAAAUCGACUCCGAAACAGGCUGCUGCUCCUCCUCCGCUACCAGGACGGACGAACUCCAUUCCGCAAGCGCAGAUGUUGGCUAUUGAAGCCACUCAGCCACAGUCCAGGCCUGAGCUUCCGAACAGAGCUCCGAGUGUCACCGUCCCUGCAAAGACAGAGCCCUCUCUCCCGACUCGACCAAAGCGAUCAGCGCUCGAUUUUGGCAUGAAUAAGGCUACAAACGAGCCACCUCAGAUCCCUUCAGCCAGACCGGACUCGUCCCCGCCAGUAAACGGAGCACCGCCGCCUAUCCCCACAAGCUCGAAACCUGACCUUGCUGCGCUUCAAGCUUCGAAGCCUAGGCUCAAUGGCACAACUGCUCCAGCUCCUGCCUCCUCCUGUCUGCAUUGCAGGGACUUCUCUGGGCCGGACAACCACGCCGCACGCUUUCCUAGGGAGUCCAUUCCAUCACAAGACCUGGGCUGGCUAGCCCAGCAAUUGACUGCUCCCUUUCCUUCUCAUACGGAUAAAGCUAGGGCUAUCUUUACGUGGCUACAUCAUAACAUUGCUUACGAUGUCGUGUCGUUCUUUGGUAACAACGUCAAACCGUCCACGCCUCAGAACACACUGGCAAGCGGUCUAGCUGUGUGUGAAGGCUAUGCUGGAUUAUUUGCCGCUCUUGCCAUGAAAGCUGGUAUGGAAGCUGUUGUGGUCGGUGGAGAUGGCAAAGGUUUCGGCUACACUGCGUUGCAACCCGGUCAGCCGAUUCCACCUCAGACGUCGAAUCAUGCCUGGAACGCUGUAAGGAUCGAUGGAGGAGCAUGGAAAUUGAUCGACGCAUGCUGGGGCGCGGGUAUCGUCCAAGGCGCUGGCCAGCCAUAUGAGAAAAGAUUUGCACCCGAGAGAUUCACGCAGACAAACGAGAGCUUCGGGCUAGAUCAUUUCCCAGAGGACAGCAGUAAGCAGUUCCGUGCAGAUGGCAGACGAGUUACUUGGCCGGAGUAUAUCACUGGAAACAAAGACGGGUGUGGCGCGCACUUCUACGGAGGCUACGUCGCAGAAGAAGGAUUUGAUAAGACCUCGUUCCAACCAAAUGCAGGGAAGAUCGUGCUCUCACAACAGCCAGGACCAACAGUACGGUUCUCCUUCCAGAAGAUAUGUCCUCACUGGGACCAAGAGAGGAACGGCAAGGGUCCUCAUUACCUCUACGCGCUGGCGAUCGAUGCUCUUGAGAAGGAUCCCAGGAAUCAUAUUCCAUUUGAGACGAACGGCGACGUCUGGUGGUGUGAUGUGCCAGUUCGAGACCUUGGUAGACCUGGACAGAAAGUGACGAUCAUGGCUUUCACUUCCUUCGGCGGGAAGGAUGGUCGAGGUCUUACUGUGCAAGAAUACAGGCGUAUGAAAGGAAAGACCGGUUGGGGAGGCGGGUUCAUGGCCGCCUGGGAAAUAGCAUAA